Dovyalis caffra is the source of this 939-nucleotide messenger RNA. Lineage: Eukaryota; Viridiplantae; Streptophyta; Magnoliopsida; Malpighiales; Salicaceae. The record is from the annotation of a GenBank genome assembly.
AUGGCUGAUUUGGAAGCUCUCGUCAAUGCCUUCACAGGACUUGGAGUUGAUGAGAAGUCAUUAAUAGAAAAUUUGGGAAAAUCACAUCCUGAACAUAGAACAUCAUUCAGAAAAAGAACUCCCCAUUUUUUCAUAGAGGAUGAACGAUCUUUUGAACGUUGGAAUGAUCACCGUGUCAAACUUCUUAAGCAUGAAUUCAUGCGAUUUAAGAAUACUUUGGUGCUUUGGGCUAUGCAUCCUUGGGAAAGAGAUGCUCGUUUGGUGAAGGAAGCAUUGAAGAAGGGUCCACAAUCUUAUGGUGUGAUUGUAGAGAUUGCUUGUACCAGAUCAUCAGAAGAGCUGUUGGGAGCAAGGAAAGCCUAUCAUUCCCUCUUUGAUCACUCCAUUGAAGAAGAUGUUGCCACCCACAUCCAUGGCAGUGAGCGCAAGCUUUUGGUAGCACUUGUAAGUGCCUAUAGGUACGAAGGGCCAAAGGUUAAGGAAGACGCUGCAAAAUCUGAAGCUAAAAUACUUGCUAAUGCUAUUAAGAAUGGUGACAAGAAGAACCCAAUUGAGGAUGAAGAGGUGGUCAGAAUACUAGCAACAAGAAGCAAGCCUCAUCUCAAAGCAGUGUACAAACACUACAAGGAGGUUUCUGGAAAAAAUAUUCAUGAGGAUCUUGAUGCUUCUGACUUGAUCUUGAAAGAGACAGUUGAAUGCUUAUGCACCCCUCAUGCGUAUUUCAGCAAGGUUUUGGAUGAGGCAAUGAGCAGUGAUGCACACAAGAACACCAAAAAGGGUCUGACUCGAGUAAUCGUAACCCGAGCAGAUGUGGAUAUGAAGGAGAUCAAAGAAGAAUACAAUAACUUGUUUGGAGUCUCUCUAUCCAAGAAAAUUGAAGAUAAAGCAAAUGGGAACUAUAAGGAUUUCUUGCUUACCCUGAUAACAAGAGACAAUUGA